AUGCAAUACCUCCUACUUUGUGCUGCCAUCCUCCUACCUGAGAGUCUUGCUUUUCCAGUACAACCUAAACCAGAAUCAUGGAACAACACAGACUCUGAGAAUGUAAAGGCAUAUCUUGAUACAUUCUUUCCACUUCUUACAAAAACAAGCCUAAGCUUAGAAGAGAGGAUUAAAGAAAUGCAGAGGUUUUUCCACCUGACUGUAACUGGAAAAUUAAAUGCAGAAACAGAAGAAACAAUGAAACAGCCCAGAUGUGGAGUCCCCGAUAUAGCAGAUUACAAAACAUUUCCUGGAACUCCAAGGUGGAAAAAGACACACCUGACUUACAAGAUUGUCAAUUAUACACCUGAUCUACCCCAAAAGAAAGUGGAUGAUGCAAUUAGAAGGGCUUUUGCAGUAUGGAGUGACGUAACUCCUCUGAAAUUCCAAAGAGUGUUCAACAGACAUGCAGACAUUGUGAUUGGAUUUGCACGACAUGAGCAUGGUGAUGGAUAUCCUUUUGACGGAAGAGGUAACACACUAGCUCAUGCAUUUGCACCUGGGGAAGGGCUUGGUGGAGAUGCUCAUUUUGACGAAGAUGAAAGGUGGUCGGAGUUCAGUCAAGAAGUUAAUUUGUUCCUUGUUGCUGCUCAUGAAUUUGGCCAUUCUUUGGGACUCGCUCACUCAAAUGUCCGUGGAGCUCUGAUGUACCCUAUCUACUCAUACAUGAACCCAGCAACCUUCAGACUUUCAGAGGACGACAGGAAAGGAAUUCAGAAGUUAUACGGGAAGAAGUCAUCAAACUCUUGA
Messenger RNA from Opisthocomus hoazin, 789 nucleotides. RefSeq names its product matrix metallopeptidase 7 (gene MMP7). Gene Ontology annotation, molecular function: zinc ion binding; metalloendopeptidase activity. Gene Ontology annotation, biological process: response to hypoxia; tissue remodeling; proteolysis. NCBI's taxonomy places the organism in Eukaryota, Metazoa, Chordata, Aves, Opisthocomiformes, Opisthocomidae. The record is from RefSeq and is a predicted model, not a curated record. Gene Ontology annotation, cellular component: extracellular matrix.